CGUGGGCCAGCGUCACCAUGGAGACGCCUGUGAAACGCGAUUGCUUCUCCGUGGGAUUACACUUUGUCAGCGAGGACCAGGAGAAGGGUGACAUCCGCGUGUCGGAGGAGAGCGGGCGCGAGGAGCUCACUCUGCGCGCGGGCGGCGGCGACGACGAGGGCGACGCGGACUUCACUGUCAGAAACGGUGAUGGAGUGUGCGUGUUCAAAUUCUCCAUUGGCCCGGAGACAGAGUGCUGCAGGGUGGGAACGCAGUCCUUUCUCAUCACACUGGGCUGUGUCAGCGUACUGCUGUGCUUCAGAACCAGGACUGAGUUCAACGCCUUCCACACAAUGCUGAGCACACAGAGCAGUCUGGACAAGGAACAGUCUGCCUUUGACCAGCGCACAGAUGUCUCAUCCGCUCGGCAGUACUUCCAGUUUUAUGGCUGUCUGUCCCAGCAGCAGAACAUGCUCCAGGACUACCUUCGCACAGCCACCUACCAGAAGGCUAUCCUGCUGAAUGAGGUCGAUUUCAGAGACAAGGUCGUAUUAGAUGUGGGCUGUGGUUCGGGGAUCCUGUCGUUUUUUGCCAUCCAGGCCGGAGCGAGGAAGGUGUACGCUGUGGAGGCCAGCUCUGUGGCCAAGUAUACCCAGAUGCUGGUCAAGAGCAACCACCUCUCUGACCGGAUCACGGUUCUAGCAGGGAAGAUUGAGGAAGUGUCCUUCCCGGAGAGGGUGGACAUCAUUGUGUCCGAACCGAUCGGGUACAUGCUGCUGAAUGAGCGAAUGCUGGAGAGCUACCUUCACUCCAAGAAGUGGCUGAAACCCCGGGGAAUGAUGUUCCCCACGUUCAGUGACCUCCACCUGGCACCCUUCACAGAUGAGCAGCUCUACAUGGAGCACUAUGCCCGAUCCAGUUUCUGGCAUCAGACCUCCUUUUUUGGGAUUGACCUGAGCAGCCUGCACAGCGCCGCUGUCGACGAGUUCUUCAAGCAGCCAAUUGUGGACACAUUUGACAAGCAGAUUCUUAUGGCAAAAUCUAUCAAAUUCAGCAUCAAUUUUUUGGAGGCCAAAGAAGAGGACUUACAUAGGAUGGAGAUCCCCUUUGUCUUUCAACUGCUCCAGUCUGGUCUGAUCCAUGGCCUGGCAGUCUGGUUUGAUGUGGCCUUUGUGGGCUCCAGAACCACAGUGUGGUUGUCCACCUCCCCCAGUGAACCCUUGACACAUUGGUACCAGGUACGAUGUCUGCUCCAGACCCCUCUCUUUGCCAAAGCGGGUCAAACCUUGUCUGGGACAGUCCUGCUAGUGGCCAACAAAAGGCAAAGCUAUGACAUUCAUCUGUCUGCAGUUGUUGAUCAGUCUGGCUUCAAAUCUGGCAACACGCUGGACCUGAAAAACCCUUUCUUUAGGUAUGCCUAGGUUUGCAGAAAAUGCUCCUGAGAAGCCACGGACACUGAAAAACAGGCCUCCGACAUUUGAAUAGAAGCCAGGAAUACGUGCCACUUGGUUAUAUCUCAACAGUGGUGGAUCAGCAUUUGAGUUUAUUAUGUGUUUCCUGGGAAAGUUUGGUAUAUCAUCAGCAAAACCUUGCAAACAUGGAAAACAGAAAUACACAAGAAGGGAACCGAACAGUUAAAUCAAAAAUGGCGCCAAAGUGGUUUGACAUCUGUGAUGCUAACGUAACCCCGGGGGUUAGGGGUUUGGGGUUGAGGGGGCGGUUGGGGCAAGCAAGUUGCAGACCACGGUCAGUGUCAUAGAUUCCGGGAAUAUAACAAUUUGUUUAUAAACAUUUUUCAAAGAUGCAAUGGUACUAGCCUUUUAUAAUAAUUGUAUACUUAUAGAAUUAUUGCAGGUACUCGAAUUUGGACUAAA
Scleropages formosus (Asian bonytongue) is the source of this 1853-nucleotide messenger RNA. RefSeq names its product coactivator-associated arginine methyltransferase 1, like (gene carm1l). Gene Ontology annotation, molecular function: histone H3R2 methyltransferase activity. Bases 18 to 1400 code for a protein of 460 amino acids. Gene Ontology annotation, biological process: chromatin remodeling; peptidyl-arginine methylation, to asymmetrical-dimethyl arginine. The transcript has 13 exons. The record is from RefSeq and is a predicted model, not a curated record. NCBI's taxonomy places the organism in Eukaryota, Metazoa, Chordata, Actinopteri, Osteoglossiformes, Osteoglossidae.